Messenger RNA from Dipodomys ordii (Ord's kangaroo rat), 593 nucleotides. Its product is annotated as EGF-like module-containing mucin-like hormone receptor-like 3. Gene Ontology annotation, cellular component: membrane. Gene Ontology annotation, molecular function: G protein-coupled receptor activity. The transcript has 4 exons. Lineage: Eukaryota; Metazoa; Chordata; Mammalia; Rodentia; Heteromyidae. Gene Ontology annotation, biological process: cell surface receptor signaling pathway; adenylate cyclase-activating G protein-coupled receptor signaling pathway. The record is from RefSeq and is a predicted model, not a curated record. The annotation marks the transcript as partial.
GAGGCCGACCCCGCCCUGGCCCUCAUCACCCAAGUGGGGCUCGGCCUCUCCCUGCUCUGCCUCCUCCUGGCGGCCCUCACCUUCCUCCUGUGCAGGGCCAUCCGCAACCUCAGCACCACCCUGCACCUACAGCUCUCCAUCUGCCUCUUCCUCGCCCACCUCCUCUUCCUCACCGCCAUCCACCGCACCGAGCCCAAGGUGCUCUGCGCCAUCAUCGCCGGCGCCCUGCACUACCUCUACCUGGCGGCCUUCACCUGGAUGCUGCUGGAGGGGCUGCACCUGCUCCUCGCCGCCCGCAACCUGACGGUGCUGCACUCCUCCGCCAGGAGCAGAGGCUUCCGAGCGCUCCUGUUCCCCGUGGGCUACGGGCUCCCCGCUGUCGUGGUGGCCGUGGCCGCGGCGGCCCGGCCUCGGCUCUACGGCACAGCUGCCCGCUGCUGGCUGAACACAGAGAAGGGCUUCGUGUGGGCUUUCCUCGGCCCGGUCUGCACCAUCAUCUCUAUCAACAUGGUGUGCUUUCUGCUGACCCUGUGGGCGGUGAAGAGCAGGCUCUCCACCCUCAGCCGGGAUGUGUCCACCCUCCGGGACACCAG